AUGAGCUCACCUCUGUCCAUGCUGAAGAAAACGAGGCGCACUCCCCUGCAGGGCCCUCUGGAUGACAGACAAAAAGUGCCUCUGAGGAGGAACAUGUUAAAAGAAUUUCAGGCUGCAUUGGCUAAUGAUGAUGAUAAUGAUGAUGAUGAUGAUGAAUCCUCUGAUAUCACUCCUCCUCUGACCUGUCACACCACAGCCAAUGACGGCGCCACUUCAAAGUCAAAAGUCCCAUCGAAGAAAGGUGCUCCACCGAGCGACUUUGAGCUGAUGUCUGCCAUGAUGCAACGGGUCAGCCUGCUGGAGAACAUAGUGAAGAGCCAAGCACAGGAGAUUGAGCGCAAGGAUAAGAGGAUUUCAGUGUUGGAGGCAAAGCUGAGGUUUCCGAAAGAAUCAGAGAGCGACCAUGAUCUGAGUGGACGAGUCAACCUUGAGAGAAAGUGCCAACAACUGCAGAAUCAAGUGUGUGAAAUGGAUAGCUUUCUGAAUGACUACGGUUUGAUCUGGCUGGGAGAUGGUGAGAGCUGUGACUCGGCUGAAAGUGAGCAGCCAGGUAGUCUCCAUCGUAUAUUUACCUUGCAAGACACCUCUGUGGUCAGGAGCUUCAACAUGAACUUUGACCUCGUGCUGCAGAGCAUCAGGGAGCUGAACAUCCUGGCAGGGGAGGGAGAGUGUUUUGUAAAAUCGACAGCCACGGGGGCACAACUGGCCAAGAAGGAUCCUAUUCAGCUGGGUCUCUACCGCAACGGCAUCGUCAUGUUUGACGGUCCUUUCCGCUCUUAUCGGGAGAUCAGCACCCAGCGGUGCAUGCAAGAUCUCAUGGACGGGUAUUUUCCAACUGAGCUUCAAGAAAGAUUUCCAGAUGGUGUGCCCUUUGAGGUUCAUGACAGGCGAGACCAGGAUUUUAUCUCCAGGCUACCUUGGAAUAAGUUUCCUGGUGAAGGACAGGCAAUUCGUGGAGAGAAAGAUGAAUCAGUGAAUGCCGUCAGCUCUCAGUUACCCGGCAGGAAGUUGAGCACGGACCAGUUCCUGAACAAGUUACCAAAAGUGGUAGUGAAGGCUGGUUGUGUGAUUGACAUCAGGGACUCACUGAGGGCUGUCCUGCAGGGUUCAUCUGAUGCACAGAGCAGCAACUCCCUGAUUCUCGUAGACACUCCGGCACUGCAAGGGAUACGAGAGAGACUGCGGACAUCCAGUCCUGACCGGCCUGCAUCUGCCCGUGAUGUCAUCACACUGAAGGUGAAAUCAGAGGACGGAAAUCAUACUUACAUACUGAAAAUGUGCUCCUCAGAGACGAUGGGUCACCUGCGACAGCAUCUGGACAAACACAGAGGAGGUGGACUCUCUGGUUAUGACAUCAUCAGUGCGUACCCACAGUGCUGCUUUGACGACGACAGCCAGACAGUACAAUCAUGUGGACUCACGACUAAUGCGACUCUGCUGCUACGAAAGAGGCAACACCCUCAUUCACUGACUGAAGUCAAUAAAAUGCAAAUAUAA
This is a messenger RNA of Anoplopoma fimbria (sablefish), 1497 nucleotides long. It is a transcript of the gene ubxn11, whose product is annotated as UBX domain protein 11. Gene Ontology annotation, molecular function: ubiquitin binding. Lineage: Eukaryota; Metazoa; Chordata; Actinopteri; Perciformes; Anoplopomatidae. The transcript has 14 exons. The coding region runs from base 1 to 1497 and encodes 498 amino acids. Gene Ontology annotation, biological process: proteasome-mediated ubiquitin-dependent protein catabolic process. The record is from RefSeq and is a predicted model, not a curated record.